Messenger RNA from Hyphopichia burtonii NRRL Y-1933, 322 nucleotides. It is a transcript of the gene DPM2, whose product is annotated as Dpm2p. Gene Ontology annotation, cellular component: dolichol-phosphate-mannose synthase complex; endoplasmic reticulum membrane. Gene Ontology annotation, molecular function: enzyme regulator activity. The transcript is spliced from 2 exons. Bases 59 to 322 code for a protein of 87 amino acids. Gene Ontology annotation, biological process: GPI anchor biosynthetic process. The record is from RefSeq and is a predicted model, not a curated record. NCBI's taxonomy places the organism in Eukaryota, Fungi, Ascomycota, Pichiomycetes, Serinales, Debaryomycetaceae.
GUUUUCUAUUUUUUCAAAUCUCAUCAGCUUCUACCGUGCAACAUAAAAAGGAUAUACAAUGGUUUGUGAUAAAUUAGUUGGUCUCGUAAUGCUUGCAAUUGCUACAGCAGUCUUCUCAUAUUACACUAUUUGGGUAUUUGUUUUACCAUUUGUUGAUGAAAACAAUUUCUUACAAUACUUCUUCUUACCAAGAGAUUAUGCUAUCAAGUUACCAUUUUUACUUUUAUUAUUAGCAGGUUUAGGUGUUGGUUCAUUUAUCGGUAAUGUCUUAAUUAAAAAUGCCCAAAAGGAAAAAUUGAAAAAAAGUAAGAAAUCUGAUUAA